Plasmopara halstedii is the source of this 1821-nucleotide messenger RNA. RefSeq lists its product as uncharacterized. The record is from RefSeq and is a predicted model, not a curated record. Bases 1 to 1821 code for a protein of 606 amino acids. The transcript has 6 exons. NCBI's taxonomy places the organism in Eukaryota, Oomycota, Peronosporomycetes, Peronosporales, Peronosporaceae.
AUGGAACCGUCUCGCCCGAAAUCACCACAGGAUGGAAGCAAAUUGUUGAAGAAAUUUGUGCAUAGAGCAGAUCAACGUCGUGUUGCCUGUCGGAAUGCUUGGAAAGGGAGAGAAUUUUGGCCACGACCUCCUGAAUAUCAACAUAAUAUUUCUCAUCGACCGGAUACACAGAAGCCUUCGAAUGAUGGUCGAUCGGAAACUCGUUUAGGAACCACAGUGGGUACAAGUAAUCAAUUGGAACCAAAUGCAUCAGGGGUUUGCGGGCUGUACGCGCGGUGCAAUUUAAUAGAAUCAACGACCCUAGCGCUGCUUCCUGCCGCAACAAGUGGACUGGGUGUGACAAAGAAACCGGCAUUUACUUUGACAAGACGCAAGCUACAGACGGAGAGUAUUACAGGGACAUCGAGAACUAUGAUGGGGUGGAGUCCGGUCACAACCGCAAUUACAACUUCGCAGCACAUCGAUCGCACUAGUAGCGUAAGUAAGUUGGCAACAAAACUUGACACUAUAUUGCGUAGCUCUCCUUGGAUGCGACGACGAAAAGUUAUAAUUGAAACUAAAUCCGAGAACUUAGAUCAGAGGGGACAAUAUAAUGCAGCAUCUCCACAAAUCACGCCAGCUUGUCCAGUCUCAAAGCUUCAACUUCAUACUUCCUGUAAUGGAAAAGAAACCUUACCCAGCAAGACAAAUACAGUACUUUACAAACAUCGUUUGAGAGUUCUCCAUGACUCCCGAGAAGCAAAAAGGCGUGCUGUGGUUGUUAUUAGAAGAUUUGUUCGACUUUGGCGUUCUCGAAAACAGCAUUCAGACGAUCCCGCUUCUUCCAUUAUGAGCGAAAAUGGCAGCAUCCAGCAAAGUACUUCAGUACGUUAUACAAAAAGUAACGAUAAAGCACGAGGUGACAAAUUCGAGCGUGAGAUUGACACCCAGGCGACAACUGUUGCUAGUAUCUUCAGACGCCGAAUGGUUGGAGAAGUACCUGCACAUAAAUUUACUGAGAAAGGUGAGCUGCUGGCUAUCGGUCAUAGCCAGCACAAAUCGGCUCAGAUCGCUAUAUCCAGAGCGCGAGCUGGAUUUAAAAUUGACGAUAAGAGAGACAAUUUGUCGCUCGAUUCGUAUCGUGGGCUACAGUGUCAGACUCAUCGUCUUACAAAACCCAGAAGCAUUUGCUACCCAUUUGAUACAAAUGGAGGCCGUCGCUUCAGAAAACAAUUGGAUGCCCCGCAAACACACAGAUCAGGAAAUCACAUCAUCACAAUACGCAGGAAGAGCGGAAAUUUAACGAUCGAACGGGCGACAAACAAAAGCUUACAACGCAGAAUGAUCUUCCGCGUCAAAGUCAAGCGCCGAGCAAUUGAACAGCUUACAUACGAUUUUACGAGGAUGAAAAAAGGUCUUGCGGUAAAGCUGGGAUAUCAGUUGGCUCUUCGCCAAGCUGAAAAUGAGCGAAUGUCUGCCAAACGAUAUUCGCUACUUUUUUCCAAUGAUGCCAAUUUGCCACCACACUUGACCCUAAAAGAGUUACAUCUAGCUCAACUGCGAUACAAAAAGUCGAAUCUACUGGCGCAAUGUCAAUCAUUGGAGUUGCUUGGUGCUGCGUUGCAUUGUAUUGAGUCGGCAGGGGAAGUCAGCGGUCUUAAAAUAUCGGCUGGUGAGCAGCAAUUCCUCGAACUUCUACGCAGCGCUGUCCAAGGCGAUCACGUGCUAACUCAGCUUCUUGUUGAUGGUAUACGAGGACAAUUCACAACUGAACAACGGCAAAAACCUUUGAUUGCGGGUCUACUGAGGUUGCUGGAAAGAGUAACAUUACGCCCACAAUAG